CUGGUAAGGUAAGAGGUAAUGGGGCGUAGAAUACGAUAGGUGGCGGUAGUGCACCACUAAUGAUGCAAACCACCGUGAAACUAAAGAAGAAGAAGAACCAACGAAGAAGGACGCCAACAAGCUAAUGUGAAGGCGACGCUGACCAUGGCUGAAGAGGAAUCUAAAAAGGUGAUCAAACUAGUGCCAGAGUAUCUGCUGAAGAAGAGGAAAGCCUACCAGGCAAUCAAAGCUACACAAGCUAAACUAGCACUACUCGAGAAGAGAAAGGGAUCCAAAGGACAACCGUUAAAGUUCAAACGUUUGGAAAGCUUCUUGAAACACAGCCACAGGAAGCAUCGUGAUGAAACUCGUAUUAAGAGAUCAGAGAAGAGACCUCCUCCACCUUUGCCCCCUGCUAAGAAUAAGCUAGCCUUUGCUGUCCGCAUCAGAGAAAUUAAAGGUGUCAGCCCCAAGGUGAUGAAAAUUAUCCAGAUGUUGAGGUUAAGGAAGAUCUUUAGUGGGACUUUUGUGAAAAUCAACAAGACCUCUGUGGCCAUGAUGAAAAUAGUGGAACCUUACGUGGCCUGGGGAUUUCCGAACCUGAAGUCUGUUCGUGAGCUCAUCCUGAAGCGAGGACAAACCAGAGUAGGCAGGAAAACGAUUCCCCUCACAGACAAUGCCUUCAUUGAGGAGCACAUGGGUAAACAUGGUAUCAUCUGUUUAGAAGACUUGAUCCACGAGGUCUACUCUGUUGGUAAAGCUUUCAGGGCUGCCAACAACUUCCUGUUGCCUUUCAAGCUGUCUGUGGCUCGUCAUGCUGUCAGGGACAAGUUGGGGCUCCUGAAGGACCUAGGAAGCCCUGGAUUUCGUGACACAGACAUUAACUCUAUCAUCAGACAACUGAACUGAGGAGAACAGACAUUUGGCAGCAAGUUCAGUGAUUUACCCCUGGGAGCAAAUAACAGCGACAAAGGAAAAAUGCAUUUUUUUUUCAUAGACUCAUGGUUCUAUGCUUUUUUUUUAUCCAUAAAUGUAUUCAUCAAAAUGACACCUGCCUUUUACUAUGGACUAAUGUGAUGCAGUCAGUUGUAAAUAGGAUUCCUGUUAGAGAAAUGGCUCUGUACUUAUUUGAUGACAGUAGUUGUGGAUGAUAUAUAUGCAGGAGUUAAAGUUGUGCUGUCUAACGAUGGCUGUUAAACUUUUUUAUUACUAUAAAAAGAUCUCAUUACAUUAUAGUAACUGCAGUGUUGAGAGAUUGUAGGAAUGUAAGGACACCCAAUGCUGGUUUUCAACAAAAUUAAAUGGUUCUUUGAUCUUG
Molecule: messenger RNA, 1297 nt
Organism: Betta splendens (Siamese fighting fish)
Lineage: Eukaryota; Metazoa; Chordata; Actinopteri; Anabantiformes; Osphronemidae
Gene: rpl7l1
Product: ribosomal protein L7-like 1
Exons: 6
Coding region: 145-888 (247 amino acids)
Biological process (GO): maturation of LSU-rRNA from tricistronic rRNA transcript (SSU-rRNA, 5.8S rRNA, LSU-rRNA)
Cellular component (GO): cytosolic large ribosomal subunit
Molecular function (GO): RNA binding; structural constituent of ribosome
Source: RefSeq, a predicted model, not a curated record